Phaedon cochleariae (mustard beetle) is the source of this 1632-nucleotide messenger RNA. The record is from the annotation of a GenBank genome assembly. NCBI's taxonomy places the organism in Eukaryota, Metazoa, Arthropoda, Insecta, Coleoptera, Chrysomelidae.
AUGUCUUAUGAAGCAAUUCCAUUUGAAAAAGUCUGCAGAACUUGUUUAUCAGAAGCAAGUGAUAUGAAAUCAGUGUUUAGUGGGGAUGAGUCCACAGGUGAAACAUGCAGCUUAUUUGAAAUGUUAACUUCUUGUGCCUUUGUUCAGGAAAUGGUCAAUGAUGGGUUCCCAACUAAAGUAUGCCUGCAAUGUGUUCACUACAUAACUAGAGCAUAUUCCUUCAAACAGCUUUGUGAACGGUCAGAAAACACUCUUAGAGAACUCCUUAGCAAGCCAACUUUUCUAGAACUCAAACCAUUAUUGACUGAAGAAUCAUGUAUGAAUCCUAUAUCUGAAAUAAUCACAGAUGUUAAUUCAGUGAACUAUGAAUAUUCUGUUGAUACUAAAGAUAUUGAUGAACUAGUUGUGCCUCAGGAUGAACAUCUGGAUAGUUUGUCUACAGAUGAAGAAGUUGAUUCAAAGGUGUCCCAAGAUCCUGUAGGAAUUGAGAUCCUGUCAUGUGCAGGUCAAAAUUUUGAUGGAACAAAUACAAACACUAAUGAAGUUCAAGAACAAGCAGAUGAUGUUGAUUUAGGAAAUCAAGAUGAAAAAUCCUUGAAAAACAUAACUACAGAUGAAACUGAACAACCCAUUUAUCCAUGUGAAGAUUGCACAUUGUGUUUUACUACCCAGGUGGAUUUAAAGGCGCACGCCAAGGUCCACUCGAAAUCGUCCCGCCACACGUGCAAAGUGUGCAGCCAAGUGUUCUCCAGCGCCAGCACGCUCUGUCGCCACGUCAAAGUGCACGAGGUGGUGAAGCGCCAUCUGUGCAGCGAUUGCGGCAAAGGCUUCACGCGCUCCGACGAUCUGACGCGCCACCUGCGCACGCACACCGGAGAGAAGCCGUUCGCGUGCAAGCUGUGCGACAAGGCGUUCGCGCAGUCGUUCAGGUUGCUGGAACACAUGCGCGCGCACGCAAACGAGAAGAGUUUCGUGUGCGAUCUGUGCGGAAAGGCGUUCUCCAGGUGUACGAGCCUCUCGGCGCAUGCGAAAACGCACAGUGCUGUCAAGAAACAUACAUGUUCGGUUUGCGGGAAGAAAUUAUGUGGGCCGGGAUCUUUAACAAUGCAUAUGAAAACACACACUGGGCUGAAGGAUCAUAUUUGUCCAUAUUGUAAGAAAGGGUUCACUACUCCCAGCAAUCUACUCAUUCAUAAGAGAAUACAUACAGGCGAGCGACCAUACGUCUGUAACACGUGCGGCAAGGGUUUUCCCGACCCUUCGCGGUUGACCGUCCAUUCCAGGAUACACUCCGGCGUGAAGCCGUACGUCUGCCAUAUUUGCGGCCGCGGCUGCGUCAGCUCGUCCCAGCUGAAGAAGCACAUGAGGAUACAUACGGGCGAGAGGCCGUACCGUUGCCCGAUGUGCCCGAAGUCGUUUCCUAGGAGCGAGGAUUUGCGGGUUCACAUCAAGACUCAUACCGGUGAUCGAGAUUUUAUUUGUCCGUUCUGCAAUAAAGGAUUUUAUCAGCCGUCCACUCUCAAGGUCCACAAGAGGAUCCACACAGGUGAAAAACCAUAUUCAUGCCAUAUUUGUCAAAAAUCUUUUGCUCAAACGGGCCCGCUUUCCACACACAUGAAAACCCACUCCUAA